This is a messenger RNA of Oncorhynchus mykiss (rainbow trout), 923 nucleotides long. RefSeq lists its product as uncharacterized. Lineage: Eukaryota; Metazoa; Chordata; Actinopteri; Salmoniformes; Salmonidae. The record is from RefSeq and is a predicted model, not a curated record.
AGCAAUUUCAUGUAACACGUGGCGAACGUUGAUGACGACGUUACCACGGUUACCAAGAAUUUCCGAUGUGACCGCUGAUCCUCCGGUUCAAAUAAAAGCCAUAUAGUUUGCCAACGUCCUACUAACAAUUUUGAUAAAGUGGAUCUGAAAUGGACAUCAAUGAUGUAGUAGUCCAGAAGCUUCACACAUAGUAUAGAACUGUGUUCUUCUCUAUCAGAGUAAUAGCUGGUGAUCAAGAGGUGAAUGAAGACACUGGAGCCAGAGCCAAGAUGGCAGCCAUGGCAAGAAACAUCUCCAAGGACUGGACCUACCUCUAUGAGAGGCUCUUCUCCAAGCUGUCCGAUGAGGGCUUCCACGACAUGUGGAGCAUUGGUGGCUUCCUCGUCGUAUUCAUCUUCUGCACCAUCGUCAUCACCCUGACUCUAGCUGUCAUAUUCAGCUGGUGCUGUGGCUGGUGCUUCGAACAGCCGAUCCUGGGGUCCAGCAAGAUCAGCGUGCUGCUCUCGCCACCAGAACUGUCCAGACAGAAGUCUAUGCAGACACAGGCACCCAGUUUAUCGAAUCAGAGCCUGUCCAGACAGAAGUCUAUGCAGACACAGACACCCAGUUUAUCGAAUCAGAGCCUGUCCAGACGGAUAUCCACCUCGAGGUCUGUGAUGGAUCCAAAGCAUCCCAUAGAGUCCGUUUGGAGUCCUGAGUCUGUGCCCGAUGUGCAAAAGACUGAGAAAAGCAGCAAGAACAAGAAGCUUAAAGCUGGAUCUGCGAAAGUAAAGAGUAAAAUCCAACCUGCAUCCAGGAUUGUGAGGAACAGAGAUGUACCAGUAUAGCUUCGGGCUACCAGACCAAAUCUGCUUUUGUACCUAUGUGUCUGACGGACCUCUGUGACAGCCUCAUUAGAUGUUUCAAGUAAAGCCUUUCAAUUU